AUGGCACAAGGCAGCUAGCUACUUGCCUUUCCCUUUGCAAGCUUUGAUUGAGGGAUUCAGUGUCGUUGGCUGGGAGAAGAAGAGAUGGAGGGGAAGGAGGAGGAUGUGAGACUCGGAGCCAACAAGUUCUCGGAGAGGCAGCCAAUCGGGACUGCAGCGCAGGGGGACAAGGACUACACGGAGCCACCGGCAGCUCCCUUGUUCGAGCCAGGUGAGCUGAGCUCAUGGUCCUUUUACAGGGCUGGGAUCGCAGAGUUCGUGGCCACCUUCCUCUUCCUCUACAUCAGCAUCCUCACCGUCAUGGGGGUCGUCAAGUCCAACUCCAGGUGCUCCACUGUGGGCAUCCAGGGCAUCGCCUGGGCCUUCGGCGGCAUGAUCUUUGCCUUGGUCUACUGCACUGCUGGUAUCUCAGGUGGCCAUAUCAACCCGGCAGUGACCUUCGGGCUGUUCUUGGCGAGGAAGCUGUCCCUGACCAGGGCCGUGUUCUACAUGGUGAUGCAGUGCCUCGGCGCCAUCUGCGGUGCAGGUGUGGUGAAGGGGUUCCAGAAGGGGGUGUACGAGAACAAUGGAGGAGGAGCUAAUGUUGUGGCUCAUGGCUACACCAAAGGUGAUGGCCUUGGCGCAGAGAUCGUGGGCACCUUCAUCCUCGUCUACACUGUCUUCUCUGCCACAGACGCCAAGAGGAGUGCUAGAGACUCCCAUGUCCCUAUCCUUGCACCCUUGCCUAUCGGUUUUGCAGUCUUCCUAGUUCACUUGGCUACCAUCCCCAUCACCGGGACGGGAAUCAACCCUGCAAGGAGCCUUGGUGCUGCGAUUAUCUACAACAAGGACCAUGCUUGGGACGACCAUUGGAUCUUCUGGGUUGGACCAUUCAUUGGAGCUGCUCUUGCUGCCGUUUACCACCAGAUAGUGAUCAGGGCAAUUCCAUUCAAGAGCAGGGACUGAGCUUUUCUGAAGGAAAAAAAAUAAGAGAGCAAAAAGAAGAAGAUGAUGUGUCGUAAUUUGUGUGUCAUGUUUCUCUUAUCUCUAAGCGUAUUCAGUACCCUGCUUGUCUUUAAGUGUGUAAAUUGAAUAAUAUUGCUAUGUUUUGCUGUUGCUGCCA
Messenger RNA from Zingiber officinale, 1102 nucleotides. RefSeq names its product aquaporin PIP1-1. The transcript has 4 exons. The record is from RefSeq and is a predicted model, not a curated record. Gene Ontology annotation, molecular function: water channel activity. Gene Ontology annotation, biological process: transmembrane transport; response to water deprivation. Gene Ontology annotation, cellular component: vacuole; plasmodesma; plasma membrane. Lineage: Eukaryota; Viridiplantae; Streptophyta; Magnoliopsida; Zingiberales; Zingiberaceae. The coding region runs from base 85 to 945 and encodes 286 amino acids.